Hyla sarda is the source of this 939-nucleotide messenger RNA. RefSeq names its product olfactory receptor 52N2-like. Gene Ontology annotation, biological process: G protein-coupled receptor signaling pathway. Gene Ontology annotation, molecular function: olfactory receptor activity; G protein-coupled receptor activity. The record is from RefSeq and is a predicted model, not a curated record. The transcript has a single exon. The coding region runs from base 1 to 939 and encodes 312 amino acids. NCBI's taxonomy places the organism in Eukaryota, Metazoa, Chordata, Amphibia, Anura, Hylidae. Gene Ontology annotation, cellular component: membrane.
AUGGAUUUGGAGCUGAAGAACCAGACGUUCCCCUUGUCAUAUACAGAGUUCAUCCUACGUGGAUUUCCUGGAGUCUCCUCAUUCCGGGAGGUUCUGGCCAUCCCGUUCUUCAUCGUCUACGUGUUGAUCUUGUCUGGGAAUCUGAUCAUCAUAUCCCGGAUCUGGGUGGAGAAGACUCUCCAGUCCCCCAUGUAUCACCUCAUUGCUCUCCUCUUUACAGUGAACAUCACCUGCACCACGGCCAUUGUCCCCAGCACUCUGUUGGCUCUGCUAUGUGGACUGGAUGGGACCUCUCUUGACGGCUGCCUCUUCCAGAUGUUCUUCAUGUACGUCAUGGUCAUGUUUGAGUCUGACGUGCUGCUCCUGAUGGCGCUGGACCGAUAUGUGGCCAUCUGUAGGCCUCUGCAUUACCACGACAUCAUGACUAGCCGCCUGCUUCUCCUUCUGUCCAUCUUGGGAUUCAUUGAGUGUAGCCUCCUGGUGUCUCCUAUAGUGAUUGUGGCCUCCAAGGUGGAGUUCUGCUCCUCCAACCUCAUCCUGGAUUUUGUGUGUGAAAAUAUGGUCCUCCUGAACCUAGGAUGUGGGAAUAUCGACGACAUUCAGAUGGUGGGUCUGAUGGUGCGGGUCCUGGUGACCGCCAUGGACAUCUCUCUGCUCCUGGCCUCUUAUUCCAGGAUCCUGUACAUAACCAUGAACCUAGUGACCGGGAAGUCUCGGCACAAGACGCUGCACACCUGCGGGACCCACCUGUGUGUUGUCAUCCUGAACUAUUCCUGUGGGUUACUGUCAUCCAUCGCGUACAGGAUGCCGAUCUCCAUCGACCUGCAGAACCUCACCAGCGCCAUCUACUUCCUCUUCCCGGCCACCAUCCAUCCACUUAUAUAUGGCUACAGGGUGACGGAGAUCCGGGCAUGUCUUAUAAAGUCCUGGAGGAGAUGA